This is a messenger RNA of Echinostoma caproni, 483 nucleotides long. NCBI's taxonomy places the organism in Eukaryota, Metazoa, Platyhelminthes, Trematoda, Plagiorchiida, Echinostomatidae. The record is from the annotation of a GenBank genome assembly.
GUUGUUUCACCUACUCUCUUGGGAUUGAAACUCUUGGAUUGGUGCCAUCCUCUUAUUCCGUUCCCUGGCUCUCUUUAUUUGGAGACUCUGUACAGCGAAGGUAUACCGGUCUAUCGGUUUAUCCAACGCCCAGGCGAUCUGGUAUGGAUUAACGCGGGAACAGUGCACUGGGUUCAGGCAAUCGGUUGGUGUAAUAAUAUUGCCUGGAAUGUGGGACCGUUAACCGCUCGCCAAUAUCAACUGGCUGCCGAGCGCUAUGAGUUCAAUCGAUUGCGUGGAGUCAAAUCCAUUGUACCAAUGAUUCACUUCAGUUGGCAGCUGGCGAAGAAUAAGCGGGGUACUUCGAGUUUCCUCUCGACGAUGGGAGAAGUCUUCGCACUUCAUUGGACAGCUACCGCCCACCCAAGUGCUGUCCCGUCCACGUUCCGCUUGUCCCACUGGGUGCAUGAGGAUAAGGGCCGAUCCCGAAAAGCGGACCGAUAA